AGAUAUCCUCCGCAGCACUCUCCUACAAAACCGUUGGAACAGACACCCCAUAAACAGACAUCCUCUGACUCAGUCUCCUGCCAUGUUGCAUCCAAUCCCACCGCUCCAUCGCCAUUUUCUUUCUUGAUUUCCUCAAUUCUUUUUUGUCUUCCUUCUGUCUCCGUUUCUUUUACGUGCAACCCAUUUUCCUACACCAAAUCUUUCACGUUCAAUCAUUGUUCCAGCCCCUCCUUGGUUAAGAUUCCGAGUUCCUCCCCACAUUUAAGUUCCCAAAAAGAAAAUGACCCCAGAAUCUGCUGUUCAUUGGCGAGUUCUUUGUACGCAUAGGCUUCUUGAUCUUCCCAAUGUCGCCGAUUCAUGAAACUAGGCCAUGAUGAUGAUGAGUCCUUAGCGUGUUCAGCAAAUGAUCUGAAGGUGAGUGCCUGAUGCAGAUUUGUGCGAUAGAGAACUACAGAAUACAAUCCUAGGAGGAUCAGAAGACUCAACAAGAAUUGGAGCUUUUGUUUUGAGGGUGUUGGGCAAUGGCAUCUCUUUCGAGCCAACCGUCCAAGAAGGCAAUCCGGAGCCCUGGCUCGGGCAAUUCCCAGGGCGGCAGCCGUAGUUCGACCGGGCAGACGGUGAAGUUCGCGAGGCGGACCUCAAGCGGGAGGUAUGUCAGUUUGUCCAGGGAGGACCUCGACAUGUCGGGGGAGCUAUCGGGGGACUACAUGAACUACACCGUGCACAUCCCGCCGACCCCGGAUAACCAGCCGAUGGACUCGUCAGUGGCCGUGAAGGCCGAGGAGCAGUACGUCUCAAACUCCCUGUUCACGGGGGGAUUCAACAGCGUGACGCGUGCACACCUGAUGGACAAGGUGAUCGAAUCUGAGGUGAGCCAUCCCCAGAUGGCCGGGGCCAAGGGCUCCUCUUGCUCGAUGCCGGCUUGUGACGGCAAGAUCAUGAAGGAUGAGCGCGGCAUCGACAUCACUCCAUGCGAAUGCAGGUUCAAAAUCUGUAGAGACUGCUAUUUAGAUGCUCAGAAGGACACCGGUCUGUGUCCCGGGUGCAAGGAUCCGUACAAAUCAGCAGAUUACGAUGACGAUGUGCCGGAUUUCUCGAGCGGGGCGCUGCAAUUGCAGCCCCCGGACAAGAGGGACACGAACAACAUGACCAUGAUGAAGAGGAACCAAACUGGCGAGUUCGACCACAACCGGUGGCUGUUCGAAACUAAAGGCACUUAUGGCUAUGGCAGUGCGUUCUGGCCUGAGGACGACAUGUAUGGGGAUGACGGCGAUGAGGGAAUGCACGCAGGCAUGAUGGACUCGAUGGACAAGCCAUGGAAGCCCCUUAGUCGGAGAUUGCCCAUACCUAACGGCAUCAUCAGCCCCUACAGGUUGCUGAUCUUGGUCCGAUUCGUGGUGCUUGGCUUCUUCCUGCAAUGGCGAAUAACGCAUCCGAACGAGGAUGCGGUCUGGUUGUGGCUCAUGUCGGUCGUGUGCGAGGUCUGGUUUGCAUUUUCCUGGAUCCUCGAUCAGAUUCCUAAGCUUUGCCCAAUCAACCGCUCCACAGACCUUCAGUCCCUCCACGACAAGUUUGACCUGCCGUCGCCGUCCAAUCCCACAGGCCGCUCCGAUCUUCCCGGUGUCGACUUGUUUGUCUCUACAGCAGACCCCGAAAAAGAGCCUCCACUUGUCACAGCAAACACGGUCCUCUCUAUCCUAGCCUCCGAUUACCCGGUGGAAAAGAUAGCCUGCUAUAUUUCUGAUGAUGGAGGUGCCCUUCUCACAUUCGAGGCAAUGGCAGAGGCUGCAAGCUUUGCCGAUUUGUGGGUCCCUUUCUGCCGGAAGCACAACAUCGAGCCUAGGAAUCCCGAGAGCUACUUCAGUAUCAAGUCUGACCCCACCAAGAACAAGAGCCGAUCAGAUUUCGUCAAAGACAGGAGAAAGAUGAAGAGGGAGUACGACGAAUUUAAGGUGAGGAUCAACGCACUUCCUGAAUCAAUCAGGAGGAGAUCAGAUGCGUUCCAUGCGAGGGAGGAGAUGAGGAUGCUGAAGCACAUGAGAGAGAGCGGGGGCGAUCCGCUGGAGCCAAUCAAGGUCCAGAAAGCGACAUGGAUGGCCGAUGGAACUCACUGGCCCGGCACAUGGGCCAUCUCGGCAGCGGAACAUGCCAAAGGUGAUCAUGCAGGAAUUCUUCAGGUGAUGUUGAAGCCACCCAGCCCCGAUCCGCUGAUGGGGAAUGCCGAGGAUAAGCUCAUUGACUUCACGGAUAUAGACACCCGACUCCCCAUGUUCGUUUAUGUAUCGCGAGAGAAGCGUCCGGGCUACGAUCACAACAAGAAAGCAGGGGCCAUGAAUGCCCUGGUACGAGCAUCAGCUGUAUUAUCCAACGGCCCAUUCAUUCUCAAUCUUGAUUGCGAUCACUACAUCUACAAUUGCAAAGCUAUUCGCGAAGGAAUGUGCUUCAUGUUGGAUAAAGGCGGUGAAGACAUCUGCUACAUUCAGUUCCCCCAGAGAUUCGAAGGCAUCGAUCCUUCUGAUAGAUAUGCGAAUCGUAACACCGUGUUUUUCGACAGCAACAUGCGUGCCCUGGAUGGCGUGCAGGGGCCAUUUUAUGUCGGCACAGGUUGUAUGUUCAGGCGCUUUGCUUUAUACGGCUUUGAUCCUCCACAUCCUAAGAAAAUGCAAAUUAAAACCGACUCCGAGACCCAAGCCUUAAACGCCACCGACUUCGACCCCGACCUGGAUGUGAAUUUACUGCCCAAGCGAUUUGGAAAUUCUACGAUACUGGCCGAGUCUAUCCCAGUUUCUGAGUUCCAAGCACGCCCACUAGCCGAUCAUCCGUCUGUGUCAUAUGGAAGGCCUCCUGGAGCUCUCCGCAUCCCACGCGAUCCACUCGAUGCUGCCACUGUUGCUGAAGCCGUGUCGGUCAUAUCUUGUUGGUAUGAAGACAAAACGGAAUGGGGUGAUCGGGUCGGCUGGAUUUACGGAUCGGUCACCGAGGAUGUCGUGACGGGAUAUCGCAUGCACAAUCGUGGAUGGCGCUCAAUCUACUGCGUGACUAAACGUGACGCGUUCCGUGGGUCAGCUCCAAUCAACCUAACCGAUCGGCUCCAUCAAGUGCUCAGGUGGGCCACGGGUUCGGUGGAGAUUUUCUUCUCGCGGAACAAUGCUCUUUUAGCCUCUCGAAAGCUCAUGUUCCUGCAGCGCCUAUCGUAUAUCAACGUCGGCAUCUAUCCAUUCACAUCUAUAUUCUUAAUCGUCUAUUGCUUCCUCCCCGCUCUAUCCCUUUUCUCGGGGAGCUUCAUCGUGCAGACUUUAAACGUGACGUUCUUGAUCUACUUGCUCAUCAUUACGCUAUGCCUGGUCGGCCUCGCCAUCCUGGAGGUGAAAUGGUCCGGCGUGGCGCUCGAAGAGUGGUGGAGGAACGAACAGUUCUGGCUCAUCUCCGGGACGAGUGCCCACUUGUACGCCGUGGUCCAAGGCCUCCUGAAAGUCAUAGCAGGGAUCGAAAUCUCAUUCACUCUGACAUCCAAAUCCGCAGCAGACGACGAAGAAGACAUCUUUGCGGAUCUGUAUCUGGUGAAGUGGUCUUCUCUGAUGAUCCCGCCGAUCGUCAUCGCGAUGGUCAACAUUAUAGCCAUCGCUUUCGCGUUCUCCAAGACGAUAUACAGCACUGUCCCUCAGUGGAGCAAGUUCAUCGGAGGAGCUUUCUUCAGCUUCUGGGUGUUGGCUCACUUGUAUCCUUUCGCCAAGGGCUUGAUGGGGAGGAGAGGGAAGACGCCGACGAUCGUUUUCGUCUGGUCCGGCCUCAUAGCAAUCACCAUAUCCUUGAUGUGGAUCGCCAUCAACCCACCACAGGGAGGCACGACAGAGUCCGGCGGGUCCACUUUCCAAUUCCCUUGAGCCAGGGAAGUAAAUGACCAACCCUUCGCUUUAAAAAUGCGGAAACGGUCGGUACGACAAUCUAUCUUGAUCGGCUAGCGAAAUUCUAGGGGCUAAGAUAAUUUGUUUAAGCAGAGAAUUUAGCGAAAUUUUGUUUUGUGCUAUGGGUAGAGAAGGCGAUCCGUGUUCUCGUUUUCGUGUUCGUCUCUCAUCAGAUUCGGAAGCAUAUAGAGCAUACUAAAGGCGGGUCGACCCCGGAAUGUGUCGAGAAUCGAAAGAGCUGGAAAGAACAAUUUGUGAUCUUCAAGGGAAGGGAAGUCGAGCUGAGUAUACUUAACAGAACUGUCUUGCCUCUCUUUCUCUGUCUUUCCUUCUCUUGGGGUUUACUGAAUAUGUGCAAGAGAAGUUUAGCAUUCUAUGAAGAGUAUAGUUUGUCAGUUGUGCACUGCAUAAGGCUCAACACAUUGUAUUCUUCUUGCAAGUGUCUCUGCAUCGUUGUUCAUUCGGUUCAGUAAUCAAUUUGAUGAACUCGAACAA
Messenger RNA from Syzygium oleosum, 4400 nucleotides. RefSeq names its product cellulose synthase-like protein D4. Bases 522 to 3884 code for a protein of 1120 amino acids. NCBI's taxonomy places the organism in Eukaryota, Viridiplantae, Streptophyta, Magnoliopsida, Myrtales, Myrtaceae. The record is from RefSeq and is a predicted model, not a curated record. Gene Ontology annotation, biological process: cellulose biosynthetic process; plant-type primary cell wall biogenesis. The transcript has 6 exons. Gene Ontology annotation, molecular function: mannan synthase activity; cellulose synthase (UDP-forming) activity. Gene Ontology annotation, cellular component: trans-Golgi network; plasma membrane.